ACACACACACACACACACACACACACACACCACCGCUUGUUGGCCAGAAGCAGCGUCUGACGGCUGCAUCCUUCGCUGUAGCAACGCGGCUUCUCCAUCCUCCUCUGCGUCGUCUGCACCCCGACAUCCAGCCCGCACCAGUCUGCUGUGUCUCCACGGGGGGGCCAUUGUGAUUACUCCUUUUUUUUUGAGGGUGGGGGGGGAGAAAAACACAACACCACGGACAUGAUGGGUAACAAAGAGCGACGGGGCGUGAAUUUUAAAGGCUUGCUGAAGAGGAACUGGCUUCUGAUUGCCACGGUUAUAUCCGUGCUGCUCGGGAUCAGCUUGGGCGUCGUGGUCAGAGAGUACGCCCCCCUCUCCCAUCUGGACAAGCAGUAUUUCGGCUUCCCGGGAGAGAUCCUCAUGCGGAUGCUGAAGCUUGUCAUCCUCCCGCUCAUCAUUUCAAGCAUGAUAACAGGUGUUGCAGCCCUGGACUCUGAGGUUUCAGGAAAGAUAGGCCUGCGAGCAAUUAUUUAUUAUUUCUCAACAACCAUCAUAGCCGUUAUUCUUGGGAUUAUUUUGGUGAUGACCAUCAAACCGGGCGUCUCUCAGACCGCGGACCACAUUGACCGAGCCGGGACCACGCCCAACGUCACAACCGUUGACACACUCCUGGACCUCGUCAGGAACAUGUUCCCCGAAAACCUGGUGCAGGCUUGUUUUCAGCAAUACAAGACCAAGCGCAAAGAGCUGGAGCCACCGAAGGAUUCGGUCAACGCCACCACGAUCCCACCUCUCACGACUACUAUCACGUCGGUGGUGGAGAACAUGACGAAGGACUAUCAAAUCGUCGGGACAUAUUCGGACGGCAUCAACGUGUUGGGGCUCAUCGUGUUCUGCGUCGCGUUUGGCCUCGUCAUCGGGAAAAUGGGCGAGAAGGGCCGAAUCCUCCUGGAAUUCUUUGACGCCCUGAAUGAGGCCACCAUGAAACUGGUCCAGAUCAUCAUGUGCUACAUGCCAGUUGGGAUCCUGUUCCUCAUUGCUGCUAAGAUCAUCGAGGUGGAAGACUGGGAGAUCUUCAAGAAGAUGGGUCUUUACAUGGUGACGGUGCUGAGCGGUCUGGCUAUCCACGCCACCAUCUGUCUGCCGCUGAUCUUCUUCGUCAUUGUGAGGAAGAACCCGUACACGUUCGCGUUGGGAAUGGCUCAGGCCCUGGUGACGGCACUCAUGAUCUCCUCCAGCUCCGCCACCCUGCCCAUCACCUUCCGAUGCGCGGAGGAGAACAACCGCAUCGACAAGCGGAUCACCCGCUUCGUCCUGCCGGUGGGCGCCACCAUCAACAUGGACGGGACGGCGCUCUACGAGGCGGUGGCCGCCGUCUUCAUCGCCCAACUCAACGACUUCACUCUGGAUGUGGGCCAGAUCGUCACCAUCAGUAUAACAGCGACAGUUGCCAGUAUUGGAGCUGCGGGAGUCCCUAAUGCUGGGCUGGUCACCAUGGUUAUAGUCUUAACAGCUGUUGGAUUACCUGCGAGUGAUGUCACUCUGAUAGUCGCCGUGGAUUGGCUGCUGGACCGGUUCCGCACCAUGAUCAACGUCCUCGGGGACGCCUACGGGGCCGGUAUCGUCCAGAAGCUUUCCAAGAGGGAGCUGGAGAGGAUGGAUCUGACGUCCGACGUCGACGUCGCGAACCCGUUCGCUCUGGAGGCCGGUUUGGACGACGAAGAGUGCGAGAAGAAGUCGUACGUCAACGGAGGCUUCACCGUCGACAAGACGGACGCCAUCUCCUUUACCGAAACCUCGCAGUUUUAGCCCCGGGGGGGGGCGGUUCAGAGGAGCGGAGAAAGUGCCACGCUGCUAUGGGUGUAAAACGGAAAACCUUCCAUCACGCGUUAGCUCCCUGAAAAGAGCGGGGGAAACUAUCCAACCACGCCCAUCCUUAGACGUCAGAAAUCACACUAUAGCAGCCUCCAUCGAGCUUAUCCAAGAUGAUCACUCCUCAUGUUGGACAUUUACCCAUCAUGACUAGAUUAAAGUGCUUCCUUCUUACACUUAAAUUGUGCCAAGAUUAAAAAAAAUGUCAGUUUUCUGUG
Molecule: messenger RNA, 2075 nt
Organism: Etheostoma spectabile (orangethroat darter)
Lineage: Eukaryota; Metazoa; Chordata; Actinopteri; Perciformes; Percidae
Gene: slc1a1
Product: solute carrier family 1 member 1
Exons: 12
Coding region: 226-1794 (522 amino acids)
Biological process (GO): L-glutamate transmembrane transport
Cellular component (GO): plasma membrane
Molecular function (GO): L-glutamate transmembrane transporter activity; L-cysteine transmembrane transporter activity; glutamate:sodium symporter activity
Source: RefSeq, a predicted model, not a curated record